Salmo salar (Atlantic salmon) is the source of this 2063-nucleotide messenger RNA. Lineage: Eukaryota; Metazoa; Chordata; Actinopteri; Salmoniformes; Salmonidae. The record is from RefSeq and is a predicted model, not a curated record.
GUGGUGGGCAGAGUUCUCCCGCUCCAGCUGAUCGAUCACCUGACCCGUGGUUACCUUAGCGACCCGCUGGUGACCCGCCUCCUGAACAGCACCCGCGUCCACAUCCUGGUUUCCAUGAACCCAGACGGCUUCGAGUCCUCCAGCAGAGACUGCAUGUACUCCCAGGGGAGGUUCAAUAAGAACGGCAUCGAUCUGAACAGGAACUUCCCAGAUGCCUUCUCUAAGAAGGAGAGUGGAAUGAGAGAGAUGGAGGUGAGAGCCAUUAUGGACUGGCUGAAGACUGAGAGCUUCGUCCUGUCAGCCAACCUGCACGGUGGGGCUGUGGUGGCCAGCUACCCCUACGACAACAGCAAUGGAGGUAGUGAGCUGCAGAGUGGAUCCAGUGUUGCCCCUGACAACGACGUGUUGAUCCAGCUGGCUAAGACCUACUCCUACACCCACAGCAAGAUGCACAAGGGAGACCACUGUUACGACUCCAAGGACUUUAAGGAGGGCAUCACCAACGGUUACUACUGGUACCCUCUACCAGGAGGGAUGCAGGACUAUAACUACGUGUGGGGCCAGUGUCUAGAGAUCACCUUGGAGCUGUCCUGUUGUAAAUUCCCUCCAGAGAGUGAUCUGCCUGGGCUCUGGGAUGCCAACCGGGCCGCGCUGCUGGCAUACAUGCAACAGGUCCAUCUGGGUGUGAAAGGGCAGGUGUUGGACGCGGAGGGAAACCCAUUACAGAAUGCUUUGGUGGAGGUGGAGGGGAGACGGAACCUCUGUCCCUUCAGAACGGACCUCCAUGGAGAGUACUACAGACUGCUGUUGCCAGGCAACUACACCUUUAUGGUAACGUUCCCGGGUCACCAGGUGUUGAUGGAGACGUUAACGGUCCCGUACGGUCCCGACUCAUUCUCCGCCCUCGUCCACAACUUCCAGCUGCAGAGGACCGCAGCCACCACCCCUGGCCCCAGCCACCCCACCCAGUCCUGCACCCCACCCCAGGUCUGGAGGCCCCUGGAUGGCCACUCUCCCAGCCUGGGCCCCUCGGGUGUCACCAUCCUCCUGGUUCUCCAGGUUCUCUGGAAUACCAUGUUACUGUGACUGAGAGAUGGGUCGCGUCUCAAAUGGAACCUUAUUUCCUGUAUAGUGUAGGGCUCUAGUCAAAAAUAGUGCACUAUAUAGGGGAUAGGAUGCCAUUUGGGACGUAUCCAUGGAGAUAGACUGACUGAGAUGGGAUCUCCCAGUCCAGAGACAUUGUCUUUUUUUCAGUAUUUUUGUACAAACAAAAAAAUCCGAUAUAUAUUUUCUUGUAACACUUUGCAUUGCUCUACCUUGCACAAACAUGUGAGCCAUUUUGUGUUUUUAAAAAUUGUAUGUUUUGUAUUGAUGCUUUUUAGUAGUUUUUUUACAUUGUGCUGAAAGAAAGUACUGCCAGCCAGCAAUCUGCCAUGCCAAGCUAAGAAGAAGAGACGAAGGACAAGGGGUAAGGAAGGGAUGGAGGGAAGGGUGUUGAGAAGGACAAGGGGUAAGGAAGGGAUGGAGGGAAGGGUGUUGAGAAGGACAAGGGGUAAGGAAGGGAUAGAGGAAAGGGUGUUGAGAAGGACAAGGGGUAAGGAAGGGAUGGAGGGAAGGGUGUUGAGAAGGACAAGGGGUAAGGAAGGGAUAGAGGGAAGGGUGUUGAGAAGGACAAGGGGUAAGGAAGGGAUGGAGGGAAGGGUGUUGAGAAGGACAAGGGGUAAGGAAGGGAUGGAGGGAAGGGUGUUGAGAAGGACAAGGGGUAAGGAAGGGAUGGAGGGAAGGGUGUUGAGAAGGUCUAGAAGUGCCUCUAAGAACGCCUACCAGUCAACGUGAUACCUGGAAUCACACCUCCACCUGCAAACAUGACAAGACUUGCUUUUAGACAGAGACUACCUGCCUGAGCUCACUGCACAGCAGAGAGAACACCCAGCAGAGAGAGAACACCCAGCAGAGAGAGAACACCCAGCAGAGAGAACACCCAGCAGAGAGAGAACACCCAGCAGAGAGAGAACACCCAGCAGAGAGAGAACACCCAGCAGAGAGAGAACACCCAGCAGAGA